Caenorhabditis briggsae is the source of this 1074-nucleotide messenger RNA. Gene Ontology annotation, molecular function: RNA helicase activity; nucleic acid binding; ATP binding. The coding region runs from base 1 to 1074 and encodes 357 amino acids. The record is from RefSeq and is a predicted model, not a curated record. Lineage: Eukaryota; Metazoa; Nematoda; Chromadorea; Rhabditida; Rhabditidae. The transcript has 4 exons. Gene Ontology annotation, cellular component: nucleolus.
AUGACAUCAAUUUCAAUUUCAAGUGAUAAAUGGCAAACCGCAGAUGUGGAAGUCAUGGAUGGAGACUUCGAUGAUGACAUGCUUCAAUUUUUGGGCUCAUUCGAAGAAGUACUUCCGGAGACUGUCGAUAAAGUGUCGGAGAGGAAGCUGAAGAAAACAUCGAAGAAGCAAAAGAAAAAAGAAGAGAAUACGGUGGGCAGCAAGAACCCCGAGAAUGAAGAGAAAUCCAUCGAAGAACGUCGUCUUGCGAAGAAGUUGAAGCGGAAAGAGCAAAUGGCAGCGAACAGAAAGCAGAGAAAAGAGAGAUUAGCACGCAGGAAAGAGCAAAAAGAACUUGAGAAGGGACAGGAAUCCAUGGAAACACCUAUAGAAAAUGGGAAGAAAAAAAGGAAAGGCGGAGAGAUUCAAGAGAACAACGAUAAGAAGAAGAAGGCGAAGAAAGAAACGGAUGUUUCAGCAUGGAAACAGUUCUAUUUUCUGCCGAAUGAGAUUCUCGAAGCUAUUGAGCAAAUGGGAUUCUCCCAGCCUACGGAAAUUCAAUCGGCUGUUCUCCCAAUUGCUGUUCGCGAUCGACAAGACGUUCUCGGUGCGGCUGAAACGGGAAGUGGAAAAACGCUGGCGUUUGGAAUUCCACUAGUAUCACGUCUUCUAGAAGCGCUAUCCAACAAGGAGGAAGAGGAACCACCGAAAGGACCUCGUGCCCUUAUCGUCGCUCCAACUCGUGAGCUUGUCAUUCAAAUCAUGCGGCACAUCAAUUCACUUAUUGCGACAACUCCAUUGAAAGCCGUUUCGAUUGUUGGAGGACUUGCUCAAGUCAAACAAGAGCGUGUGAUCUCUCAGCAAAACCCGGAUAUUGUGGUAGCGACUCCAGGACGUUUAUGGGCAAUGAUCCAGGUAUCGGUAUCGGGUAUAUUCCAGUAUAGCCCCCCGAAACAUUCCAAUAUAACCCCCGGGCAUAAAUGUUGGAAUACACCCCCACCCACCAUUUUUCAUAAGGUGGGGGGGGGGGUUCAAAAAAUGUUUUUCCUGAUUUUUUGCCUGAAGAUCAAACGUACGCAGCCAAAUUACGCAUAG